Molecule: messenger RNA, 9032 nt
Organism: Zootoca vivipara (common lizard)
Lineage: Eukaryota; Metazoa; Chordata; Lepidosauria; Squamata; Lacertidae
Gene: CORIN
Product: corin, serine peptidase
Biological process (GO): peptide hormone processing; regulation of blood pressure
Cellular component (GO): membrane
Molecular function (GO): serine-type endopeptidase activity; protein binding
Source: RefSeq, a predicted model, not a curated record
AGUCUCCUGCUCUCCUUUCGCGGGGUCUCUUUUGGGGUGCGGGUGGGUACGCGUCCUGAAGACGAGGUGGCUUCGAGUUCUCCAUCUCCGCACGCCCUUUCUCAUCCGUUCCGCCCUUGGCACAGGUUCCCCGGGCUCUCCUCUUCCUCCGAAGCUGGCUGCCUUGUCGAAAGAGAAGGAGCGGGCGGGGGCGAUGGGUGGCUUUCUCCUGGAGUUGAUUCUGAUCAUCAUGGGGAGGGGUUGGGUGUGGAUUUCUUAACGGACAAAAUGCCGAGCCACCCCCACUCGGAAGGAGCUUGCCUGCCUGCCUACCUACCUACCGUGGGGGCACUCCGCAGCCGUGACGGUGUGCUUUGCAGCCAAGGCGCCGAGAGACCCAUAGCCAAGGAAGGUGGCGAAGGAGCCGGAGCAUGUUGGCGCUGCAGCCGCUCCCUCCGGAAGAAGAGCGCUACCGGCAGGUCCUUGGCAAUCAGCGGGUCCCUGUAACAGAUGAAGAUAAUAUGGAGGAUGGUUGCUCUCAGAAACUUGUCUCUGCCAAGUACCUUCGACUCUUGUUGCUAAUAUUGAUUCCAUGCAUUUGUGCUCUUAUACUUUUGCUGGUGAUCCUUCUUACAUUUGUGGGUGUGUUGGGAAAAAAAUGCUUACAUUCAAAUGAAAGCGACUUACUUCACCCUGAUGGUGACACUGAAAUGCCUGAUACUCCUUUUCCAAACAUGACUGAAGGUCGUUCAAAUGUGGUUCCAUCUAUGGGGAACAAAAUACAGCCACCAUCUUGGACCACAAACCCACUAUUUCACCUUGAUCAGAUACAUAAAAACUUUAGUAUACAUAAGGGAGCUGCACAGGUUGCCUCACAAACUCCAUCACUGAAAACUAGUCCUACAGGUGAAAAGAUUUUGACCAAAGCUCCUGGAGACAACUCCUGGUCAUCAACCAAUACAGGAGACGAAACCCUACAGUCCACAGACACAUCUGUGAAGAUCAUAGACAAGAAUUCAUCUUUUUCUAUCCUGAAACCUACCAGUCCAUCUACUGUGCAGCAAAUGGAUUUGAAAAAAAGUUCCUGCAUAAGUAUCACCUACAGCCAGUGCCAAAUGCUGCCAUAUAACCGCACCACUUUAACACCAGUCCUUUCCAUUGUCAAAAGCAUUGAAAUGGAAAAAUUUCUCAAGUUCUUCGGUUAUCUCAACCGCCUCAGCUGCUAUCAACACAUCAUGCUGUUCGGCUGUAGCCUUGCUCUUCCUGAGUGCAUCAGUGAUGACAGUCAUGGGCUCCUGCCUUGCAGAUCAUUCUGCGAAGCUGCAAAGGAAGGUUGUGAACCAGUUCUUGGGAUGGUGAAUUCUUCAUGGCCAGAGUUCCUAGCGUGUUUCCAGUUUAAAAAUAAAACUGAAAAUAACAACACCACCAGGGUAUGCUUUUCCCCAGAACAAGAAAAAGGAAAGCGAGUGCUUUGUGAAGGGGAGGAGAACUUCUUGUGUACAAGUGGAAUUUGCAUCCCAAGGAAACUGCAGUGCAAUGGCUAUAAUGACUGUGAUGACUGGAGCGAUGAGACACAUUGCAACUGUAGCGAAGGAGUUUUCCGCUGCAAGAUGGGAAAGUGCCUCAAUUACAGCUUUGUUUGUGAUGGGUAUGACGACUGUGGAGAUCUAAGUGAUGAACAGAAUUGUGACUGUGAUCCAGUAACUCAGCACCGAUGUGGAGAUGGGAGAUGCAUAACAAUGGACUGGGUGUGUGAUGGUGACCAUGACUGCACAGAUAAAUCAGAUGAAGUCAACUGUUCAUGCCAUAGUCAAGGACUGUCAGAAUGUAGAAAUGGGCAAUGCGUUCCCAGUACCUUCCAGUGUGAUGGAGACAAAGACUGUAAGGAUGGAAGUGAUGAAGAGAAUUGUGCUGAAAAUAAGGGUCAGAUGCCAUGCCAUGAGGGAGAUCAGAAAUGUACUUCUGCUUCCUGUCCUGAUUCCUGUACCCAUUCUCCUCUCUGCAACAUGAAUAAUAGCCAAACAAAUUGUAGUCAGUGCGAGCCAAUUAUACUGGAACUUUGCAUGAACCUGCCUUAUAAUUAUACUCAUUACCCCAACUAUUUGGGCCAUCGGACACAGAAAGAAGCCUCCAUCAGCUGGGAGUCCUCUCUGUUCCCAGCCUUAGUUCAAACUAACUGUUACAAAUACCUUAUGUUUUUUGCCUGCACAAUCUUAGUGCCAAAAUGUGAUCUUCAAACAAAUCAGCGCAUUCCACCAUGCAGAGCACUUUGUGAACAGUCCAAAGAACGAUGUGAGUCUGUACUUGGAAUUGUAGGCUUACAGUGGCCAGAAGACACUGAUUGUUCGCAGUUCCCAGAAGAAAACUCAGACAAUCAAACUUGUCUAACACCUGAUGAAGAUGUAGAAGAGUGCUCUCCCAGCCACUUCAAAUGUCAUUCAGGGAGGUGUGUCUUAUCUUCCAGAAGAUGUGAUGGGCAAGCAGACUGUGAAGAUGAUAGUGAUGAAGAGAACUGUGGUUGCCAAGAAAGAGGUCUUUGGGAAUGUCCAGCAAGCAAACUGUGUAUCAAAUAUACCAUGAUAUGUGAUGGCUUUCCAGACUGUCCUGACAAUGUGGAUGAAACUAAUUGCUCAUUUUGCAAAAGGGAUGAACUUACAUGUGCCAACCAUGACUGUGUGCCCCAAAAAUCAUGGUGUGAUGGGCAGAUAGACUGUGCUGACAAAUCAGAUGAAUGGAACUGUGUGACCCUGUCUAAAAACAGCAGCUCCUUGAUGUUCCUGACUGUUCACAAGUCAGCUUCCAAUUACCAUGUAUGCGCUGAUGAAUAAGAAAAAUUAAGCCAUUUGGCAUGCAAACAAAUGGGUUUAGGGGGGCCACCUGUGACAGAAAUCGUCCCAGAGUAUGAGCAGCCACCAUAUGAGAAAUGGCUAAAUCUACACUCUGACUGGGAGACAAAAAAUAUAUCCACAUUGCAGGCCCUUUUGGUGAAAGGGUUGCCAUGCAGAAGCAGGAGUAUGGUUUCCCUUCUUUGCACCAAAGAAGACUGUGGCCGUCGCCCAGCAGCUCGCAUGAGCAAGAGGAUCCUUGGUGGCAGGACCAGUCGCCCAGGACGAUGGCCAUGGCAGUGCUCCCUGCAGAGUGAGCCAAGUGGGCAUAUAUGUGGCUGUGUCCUCAUUGCAAAGAAAUGGGUAUUGACAGUGGCACACUGCUUUGAAGGGAGAGAAAGCCCUGCUGUGUGGAAAGUGGUGUUUGGCAUCAACAACUUGGAUCAUCCUUCAGUCUUCAUGCAGACCCGCAUGGUGAAGACUAUUAUUCUGCACCCCCGUUAUAACCGUGCUGUUGUGGAUUAUGAUAUAAGCAUUGUGGAACUCAAUGAAGACAUCAAUGAGACAAGCUAUGUAAGGCCAAUCUGUCUACCCAGCAGGGAGCAGCUAGUUGAGCCAGAUACCUACUGCUACAUCACCGGUUGGGGACACAUGGGCAACAAAAUGCCUUUCAAACUUCAGGAAGGAGAAGUUCGUAUUAUUUCCUUAGAACAGUGCCAGUCGUACUUCGACAUGAAAACUAUCACCGCCAGGAUGUUAUGUGCAGGCUAUGAAUCUGGCACUGUGGACUCUUGCAUGGGUGACAGUGGAGGACCCCUUGUAUGCGAGCAGCCUGCUGGACGCUGGACACUCUUUGGCUUAACCUCUUGGGGCUCUGUCUGCUUUUCCAAAAUUUUGGGACCUGGAGUUUAUAGCAAUGUGUCUCACUUCAUUGAAUGGAUUGAAAUGCAAAUCUACACCCACACAUUUCUUCUCCACUAAUUCGUCAGGAUAGGAAUUCUGUGCUGACUGACCAAAAGGCAGCGUACCAGAACAAUGAAGAUGCUGAAAUGAAGAAAACAGUUGAAUUAUAAAUUCUGUGGGUUGCAGAUGACAGGGAACAGAGCAGAGUAAAAUAAUGGGUAUAUCUUCUGUUGCCUAAGGUGCUUCUGGGUAAUUGGUCAGAUAUUUUUGUAAUCAUUUCUGGUAUUUUUUCUUUAGCAGUGUUGUGUUACCUUUCACAUACACUCACAACAGAAUGCAUAAAGGAAAAAUUAAACACAUUUCUAAUGUGGUAUUUGAAAUAAACCAUUAGGGGUUGUGUAGAAGUACUAGCUUUUUAAAACACCAAGAGAAAAACAUAUAUUUGCUGAUAGAGAAUUUCAGCUUCUAUCUCUUGCAGUGAAUAGUUUGUAAAUUUGUGGGCACAUCUAUUCAUAAGUAGUCCUUUUUAAAACUCUAGUUUGACCUCUUGGUUCCACCAAGUUAAUCUGGACUCCACUCACUUUAAGAGAAUUGGGUGUUUCAUAUGCUAUCAAAUUUUGCAUGUUUGGAUACAGGUUUAUUGCUUAAUAAUGACCAGUGGUCAUCACAUACACAUUACAAGGGAAAGCAAAACAAUACAGAGAAAACAAACUUAAUUCUAUGGCAACAGUUAACCAAUCAUUUUAAAACAAGAUUGCCAUAAAACGAAUAACAUUUAAAAUCAAGAAGCACCAGUAUAACCCACAAAGCUGGUUUAAAUGAUUUCCAUACAACUUAACUGCUAGGACUAGCACAUUAGGCUUAUUCUGGACUGAAUGACCUAAACAAAGCACUUAAGACUUGGAUCCUUUUGCAUGGAUCCUUUUGCAUGGAGAUCCUAACCACAGUAGCUGCAAUAGAACUGGGUGGUUAGUGAGAAUGUCAUAUAGAUGGUUUCUUUCCUUCCCAAAUUACAAGAUGCAAAAUGAAAUCACCUCUUAAGCAGGAAGUGUCCCUAUAGCUUCUUGUGUGGACUAGCACCUCAUCCCAAUCCUUGCAGUGUUCUUAACAAGGUAGUCCUUACUUUUGCGGCAUCACAGAGGUAAUCCAAUAGUAUUUAAAAUGAAAAAUGAACAACUAUUGUAAGUCAACAGGUAUCCUCCUGGAAUCUAAAUUUGUUCCUAAAAACUAUAAAUAAUCAGUCCUAAAAGCUAUAGUUAAAUCAUUCAUGAAGCCUCCUUGCUUAGUAACACUCUAUUUUCCGACUAGGAGGAUAUCCAAGUUGGAGGCUUUUUCUCUCUAGUCCUAGGCUCCAAGCCCAUGGUGACAUGUGAUUUAUAAUUUUCAAGAUCUAGCUUUGCCAUAAUUCUGCCUUAUCCCACAGGAUCUGCAGGAAAAAGGUGUGGCACACACCAGAUGGUUGGAGAGCAGAUAAGUUUUUCAGCUUCAGGAAAGAUUGUUUUAGAAGAGGCACUGCAUUCAGGCAGAAAACAUGCAUUAUGGAAAUCUAUAAGGCCUCUCGGGGGCUUCUAAAACACAGGUUAAAGGCCACUGUCUAACACAGCAGUAGUUUCCUGGUGAGGUUGUAUAGGGGAGCUACUUGGCCACCAUCCCCUUCUGAGGAAUUAUAGGAGAGAAAACCUUGCCUGCCUCGCUUCAGUCUGCAUUCGGACAAAGGCUAUACAAGACAGGCAAGCAAUUUGUUCAGUUUUGGAAGCUAUCAUUGAACAUUCAUUGAUUCAGUGCAGUUUGUCCCGCCCUUAUAGAAGUGUGUACUGCUUUGGUACAGCCCAUCUUGUGAAGUGGCACCUGAAACAAUAUAAUGAAGCAUCUGUUUACAGUCCUCCCCUUGAAAACUGUAGAAGACUGGAAAUGCAACCCAGUGAAUGCCUUUCUAAGUCUAUAUACAGAGAGGUCUGAAACACAUUGUUCAAAGCCGAAAGAGGUUUUGAAACACUGUUUGAAACAUUCGGUCAUAACCUGCAGGACUAUCAGUCACAUACUCCUGACUACUGUUACAGAACUCGUAACCUCCUCUUUUGAUGCACCUUAUGGAGCUUGUAAUAGACAAAUGUCCACUGUAUUACUAAAUGUUGCUAUUUAUGUGCAUUGAAAAGCUGUAUUUGAUUGUUUCUACUUUCUUAACCACAAAGAAAAUGCUGUGCUUUGCUAUGUUUUUGUUCAUUCUGUGGAACUGGGGCACAGAAAAUCUGAGCAAAUUUCUCCCCUGGAUAAGGUAGGUUGCAGGCAUUGUUGUCUCGAAUACAGGUAGCCUGAACCACAACUGGUUAAUAAUGAAACUCCAGUCCACACUGACAAAUUUCUCCGUGUGACUCUGUAUGUGGGUACACUACUGUAUAAAGGAAGAUUGUAUAUGGUUGCCAUCUUCAUGCUUUCAGCUGCUGGAAAAAUGAAGCUAUUAUAAUGAAAAAGGCUGCAGUUUCCCAUGUGUACAGCCUGUAUCAUGCUAGCCUUUCCUUUCAUGUACAUGAUCACACAAACAGGAUAGCUGUAUUCUUAUUCAAACCAUGGUUGUAUACAGUUUUUCUCCCAAGUAUACAAUAGCCCCUUUGCUGUGUGUACUGUACCACCAAAAACUCAACUACAAGUAUGGCUGCAGUUGAGAAAAUCUAUAGAGAUUAUCAUAGGCCAGUUGUGGACUGAUCUGUAGGUCAUUUGUACAUUGAUCUAUGUAGGAAAAAUCCUUAGCUACAUAAAUCAAAAUGUAAACUGUUGAAGAAACUAUUUCUUUUAAAAUAACUUUUAAAAAUGUAUCUUACAAAUCACAAAUAGAUAUUUAACGUUCGUUAUCCUAGACUAAGAUUUUAAAAAGUAUUCCUGAAGGACACAUUUCAAAAACAAAAGUCAAGUGUUCAUAAAUUCAGUGAAUUUGCCAUAAGCUCACCAUCACCAUCUUCUGUCAUAUUUGUAUAAUGCACUUAAAACACACUUAAAACGUUAUAUUUGCAGCUGUGUAGGCGAGUCCUGGAUCUAGCUAACUGGUUCAAUUCAGUAUGUGAGGUUCUGGCCUGCCCUGUUCCAGUUGGUCUCUCUCCCCCCACCCCACCCCACCCCCCGUACAGCCUACUGUUCCCCAAAUUUCACUCGCUGCCUAAAAUAUAUGGGAAUUCCUGUUCCCUGGCCCUGUUAGGAUUUCCCCCUACCUUAUAUGUGGUCAUCCUGUGGUGCGCAGGCUGAAUGCAGCCCUUGGCCAACUUUUGUGAAUCCUUUUUGAAUCUCCAGCUGAUUCCUCCCUCCCUGUUGCUCAGCUUUUAGCCCUAGGAAUAGCUUCUCAACCUUCCUAGUACUGGUAAGCGAGGCAGCAGGAGGGGCAUGAUAGGAUCUCCUGAUGCCUGUACAGAGAGAUGGGGGUGGGGAGGAGGAAAAGUGUCUCGGGGAGGGGGCUCACCUAGGCCUCACCCCCCCCCCCGCCUGCAUGCAGCCUCCCAAUUCACAGACCACCAUUGCAUUUGACCCUCACAGGCAAAAAGGUUGCCUGCUCAUCUUCUAGCCCCUCUGCCUUCAUGGCCAUUCGCUUUCUUAGCUCUGCAUUGUCUUUGCCAUUCUUUGUAGAGAACUGUGUGUUAGGGCUCAUAUCAUAUUGCUCCUGAAAACAGUACUCUCACUUUACUCUCAUUUCCCCCACAACAUUCCACGUAGAGAAAAUAUAUUUCUAUUAUUUUAUACAUGGUAUUUUUAUACUGCUCCCCCCCUCCAUGUAUGCUUAUUCAAAUAUUUGUAUGUGGUGUGGGUUUUAAGGAACCAGAUGUCAUCCGAAGUGUGGUUUUUAAAGUACCAGAUGUCUCCAGAUGUGUGGUUGUAGAGAGACAAUCAAAUGUAUCCCACAAUUGUGAGAAAGGAGCCUUUGAUGAGAUUCAUACUCCCAAUGUUGUUUUACUGCCACUGGGAAAGGAGCAUAUGUAACCAAUGUAAUGUAAGCAAAAUGAUUUGUUUUAAUUUAAACCCAAAGUGAGCAAAAAUGCACAUAUUUAUUUUUUCAAAAUAAAUUCUGUGAACAAAAAUCGUUUCAGCUCCCCUUCUCCCUUCACAAUAGCAAAUCAGAUUGAAUAGAGGUUCUGAGCCAUUCUCUUGGAGCACAGAUCAAAUGGAAUCUCUCAUAUCACUGAAAGAAAAGGAGUGAGUUUGUUAACUUAAUACCCACUGAGUUGUUGGGGCCUUGAUGCAGUAAUAACAUAUGGGAUCUAUUAAGAUAUGGUAUUCUUUUUGUAAUGGAGGGAUAUGUCGUAGACUGGCCAUGUCAUGUAAAGGAAUCUUAUUUAGAUCUUAUUAGCAGAACACCUGGGAGUCUCAGGAGCUCCAUUUCAAAUAUUUUGGAGCAUCAUGCAACUAUAAUCAAAUUAAUAGUGUAGAGAAAGUAAUAUAAAAUAAUUACCGUACUAAUAAUGAAGCAAAUACUGAAGUAUAUAUCUGGAUAGGCUUGUUUAAAUACCGGUAAUAAAGAUAGCUUUUAGUAGGCUUCUAAAACAGUAUAAUGUGAAUGCUUAUGGUCAAUAGGUAAAGCUGUUGCAUAGCUUACCUCUGUUGUAAAGAACAUCGUGAACUCCAACACACAUCAGCUCCAGCCAGCAUGGAGAAUGAUCAGCGAUAAUGAGAGUUUUAGACCAACAUCUUGAAGACCAACAUCUUAAAGGAAGAACAACACUAAUGUGCAUUGUUGACAAACAUACGGAUGCAGUGAUGAAUACUGGACAAUUUCAGAAGGUAAGACUCAUUAAUUAACCUGGCCUUUGUAUCAAUUGCCUGACUCAUUGUAGAAGAGCAUGUGAAAUUUCAUUUUCAUCAUGUAAUAGUCAUGAAUGCACCCCUAGUCUAUUUCCUUGCUGUGUCCAUAGCUAAUUUCAUUUGCUAAAACUUGCUGCAUAUUUCAGCAGCAGGAAAAGUUAAAAUAAAAAGGUUGUCACUCUAUACUGUGCAUAACCACAGCACAUUAAUUAAUUGCUGUGAAACAAGUUGCACAAAUGCAGAAUUUUGCAGUUAAAUUUAUAUUUUAGGAUGUACCAUUUUGUGGCAUGCUGGAAAUAACAUCACUGGGCAUAAUGGUUAAAAGAUUUACAUUUAAACCCCAAAUUAUUGUGAUCAUGGGAACUGCUGUUGACUACAUAAAGAUAAAGGGACCCCUGACCAUUAGGUCCAGUCGCGGACGACUCUGGGGUUGCAGCGCUCAUCUCGCUUUACUGGCCGAGGGAGCCGGUGUACAGCCAAAUAUAAGACACCGUCUUAUAUCUAUUUUUCCUCAAAAAAAAACACGGUGGCUUAUUUUCAGAG